Messenger RNA from Acanthoscelides obtectus, 777 nucleotides. NCBI's taxonomy places the organism in Eukaryota, Metazoa, Arthropoda, Insecta, Coleoptera, Chrysomelidae. The record is from the annotation of a GenBank genome assembly.
AUGUUUUUUGAAGGCAAAAUUCAACAGGCACAUCCAGAAAAGCAUUUAAAAAGCAUUGUAUCAUUGGCAGUUGUUGAUGUAAAAUAUAUUUUUUUGUACGUAAACAUUGGAUGUCAAGGAAGAAUAUCCAAUGGAGGGGUCUUCAACAACUGUGAAUUGAACGACAAAAUACAAAAUAAUGCACUGAACAUUCCUGAGCCCACUGCCUUGCCAGCAAGAACGGAAGAAGUUCCAUUUUACUUUGUUGGAGAUGAAGCUUUUGCUCUAUCCGAAAAUAUGAUGAAAGUAUAUUCAGGAUAUCAUGAACGUAGUUCUAAAGAAAGAUUAUACAACUACCGACUUUGCAGAGCUCGUAGAGUGAUGGAAAAUGCGUUCGGCUUAUUAUCUGCAGUUUUUAUAGUUUUGCGGAAACCAAUGCUGUUAGAACCAAAAACCGCGACAUCUGUUGUAACAGCAAUAACACUACUUCACAAUUUUUUAAGAAAAGGUAAUAACGCUCAUGUAUAUACCCCUGCGGGUAGCUUGGACGAAGAAAUAAAUGGGAUAGUCAGAUUAGGAAACUGGAGAGAAAGUAACAAUGAUAUGGCGAGUAUAUUACCCUUGGAAAUAAGACCGCGAAGGGCUUCAAGAACUGCUCACAAUAUUCGUAGUGAAGUUGCUGAAUAUUGCAUCCAAGAAGGGUCUGUCAGCUGGCAAGAAAAUUAUGCUUAUAAUAAGACUUACCGUAUCUGUUGUGGCAACAGAUGUAGGUAUUUCUAUCCAGUAGAAACAUCAUAG